AUGCCCCCAACCAACCUACUCAACCAUGAAACAACCACCACGCCUCCAACCAACCCGCUCACCCAUAAAACAACCACCACGCCUCCAACCAACCUACUCAACCAUGAAACAACCACCACGCCUCCAACCAACCUACUCAACCAUGAAACAACCACCACGCCACCAACUAACCCGUUCACCCAUAAAACAACCACCACGCCUCCAACCAACCAACUCACCCAUAAAACACCCACCAUGCCUCCAACCAACCCACUCACCCAUAAACACAUCCACCAUGCCUCCAACCAACCCGCUUACCCAUAA
This is a messenger RNA of Saccoglossus kowalevskii, 303 nucleotides long. RefSeq lists its product as uncharacterized. NCBI's taxonomy places the organism in Eukaryota, Metazoa, Hemichordata, Enteropneusta, Harrimaniidae. The record is from RefSeq and is a predicted model, not a curated record.